This is a messenger RNA of Lemur catta (Ring-tailed lemur), 3903 nucleotides long. RefSeq names its product SEC24 homolog A, COPII coat complex component (gene SEC24A). Gene Ontology annotation, molecular function: SNARE binding; zinc ion binding. The transcript is spliced from 23 exons. The coding region runs from base 291 to 3572 and encodes 1093 amino acids. The record is from RefSeq and is a predicted model, not a curated record. Gene Ontology annotation, cellular component: endoplasmic reticulum exit site; COPII vesicle coat. Gene Ontology annotation, biological process: endoplasmic reticulum to Golgi vesicle-mediated transport; COPII-coated vesicle cargo loading; intracellular protein transport. NCBI's taxonomy places the organism in Eukaryota, Metazoa, Chordata, Mammalia, Primates, Lemuridae.
CACUUCCGUCCGGGGCCUCCCUCCUCUCCCGGUUUGGUUGCUGCCUCCCAGCCGGGCGUUCGAGGCCCCACCGGCCGGACUCCCAACCCUCGGCUCCCAGGCUAGGCUGUGGCCGCCGGCGGGCUCGGGAGCGUGGCGCCAUGCCUCGGGCUUGAUGCGCCGCCCUCUGUUCUCCGGGUCUUCAGUCCUGGUUGUCAGCCCCCACCGCCCGCUCGGCAGUCGGCUUUCAGCGCUCUGCUGGGCGCCGCGGUCGGCCCUGAGCAGCUCCUUCCGACCCCGCCGCCGUCAUCAUGUCCCAGCCGGGAAGGCCGGCCUCCGGCGGCGCUCCAGCCGGUCUGCGGGCCCAGAACGGGGCCGCCUCGGCCUCGGGGUCUCCCUGCGCCAACGGUCCUGUCCAAAAUGCACUGAUGUCUUCACAAGUGUCAGUGAGCCAAGGAUAUAAUUUCCAGCUUCCAGGAUCCUACCCUCAUCUAAUACCAGCAAAGACUUUGAAUCCAGCCUCUGGACAGUCUAACUAUGGUGGUUCUCAGGGAUCUGGGCAGACUCUUAAUAGACCACCUGUGGCCUCUAAUACAGUAACACCUUUGCUCCAUAGUGGUCCUGUUCCCCGAAUGCCACUACCUGCUUCUCAGAACCCAGCUGCUACACCAAUGCCUUCUGGUAGCUUUCUUCCUGGAGCCAACCUACCACCACCUUCGAAUUGGCAAUAUAACUAUCCAUCCACAGGAGCACAGAUAAACCAUUGUCCUCGUGCAUCAGCCCAACCACCUGUAUCUGGGAAUACAAGUUUAACAACAAGUCAUCAGUAUGUUUCUUCUGGAGAUCCUUCACUUCAAAACAGCUUCUUAAAGUCAGGUUCUUCUGUACCUCCCUUAGCAAAUGCACCUCUGCCUACCACUUUUCAACCAGGAGCUCUUCCUGGGCCCCCUCCAGCUGGAGGCCCACCUUCAGUAAGGGCCCUCAUGCCCCAGAAAACAUCACAGAGAGCUGUACCCCAGCCCUCAUUUAAUUCAGCUAUCACCCAAGAAGGUAUUACAUCAAAUACCAAUAACGGAUCUAUGGUAGUCCACAGUAGUUAUGAUGAAAUUGAAGGAGGUGGCUUCUUGGCAACACCACAGCUUACUAAUAAGAAUCCCAAAAUGAGCCGAAGUGUUGGAUAUUCAUAUCCUUCCUUACCACCUGGUUAUCAGAACACGACACCACCUAGUGCAACUGGAAUGCCACCCUCUUCCUUGAAUUACCCAAGUGGACCACAGGCCUUUACUCAGACUCCCUUAGGUGCUAAUCAUUUAACUGCAAGCAUGGGUGGAUUAAGUCUACAUCCAGAGGGCCUAAGAGUUGUCAAUCUUCUUCAAGAAAGAAGCAUGCUUCCCCCAACACCUUUGCAGCCUCCAGUUCCAAAUUUGCAUGAAGACAUCCAGAAACUCAACUGUAACCCAGAGUUAUUUCGAUGCACACUGACUGGCAUUCCUCAGACUCAGGCAUUACUGAAUAAAGCCAAACUUCCUUUGGGGCUGCUGCUUCAUCCUUUCAAAGACCUAGUGCAAUUGCCUGUGGUUACCUCCAGUACAAUUGUGAGAUGCCGUUCAUGCAGAACGUACAUCAAUCCUUUUGUCAGCUUUCUUGAUCAAAGGAGAUGGAAGUGUAACUUAUGUUACCGAAUCAAUGAUGUUCCUGAAGAAUUCAUGUACAACCCUUUGACCAGAGUUUAUGGAGAACCUCACAGAAGACCAGAAGUUCAAAAUGCUACUAUUGAGUUUAUGGCUCCUUCAGAAUACAUGUUACGACCUCCUCAGCCUCCAGUGUACCUCUUUGUAUUUGACGUGUCUCACAAUGCAGUUGAAACUGGAUACUUGAAUUCAGUUUGCCAGAGUUUGUUAGACAAUCUGGAUUUGCUUCCUGGCAACACCAGAACAAAAAUUGGCUUCAUAACAUUUGACAGCACAAUCCAUUUCUACAGUCUUCAGGAAGGUCUCUCUCAACCUCAGAUGCUAAUAGUUUCAGAUAUUGAAGAUGUUUUUAUACCUAUGCCAGAGAACUUACUAGUAAAUUUAAAUGAAAGUAAAGAGCUUGUCCAAGAUUUGCUGAAAACUUUGCCACAAAUGUUUACCAAGACUCUGGAAACCCAGAGUGCCUUGGGUCCUGCACUUCAGGCUGCCUUUAAGCUGAUGUCCCCGACUGGUGGUCGAAUGUCUGUCUUUCAAACACAACUCCCAACUCUUGGAGUGGGAGCCCUGAAACCACGAGAGGAACCCAAUCAAAGGUCAUCUGCUAAGGAAAUACACCUGACACCUUCCACUGACUUCUAUAAGAAAUUAGCCUUGGACUGUUCUGGUCAGCAGGUAGCUGUUGACUUAUUCCUUCUCAGUGGACAGUAUUCUGAUUUGGCUUCUCUGGGUUGCAUUUCUCGCUAUUCGGCAGGUAGUGUCUAUUACUACCCCUCUUACCAUCAUCAGCACAACCCCGUCCAGGUACAGAAGCUGCAGAAGGAGCUGCAGAGAUACCUCACUCGGAAGAUUGGCUUUGAGGCAGUCAUGAGGAUUCGGUGCACCAAAGGUCUUUCCAUUCAUACUUUCCAUGGGAACUUCUUUGUUCGGUCAACAGACUUACUGUCUUUGCCCAAUGUCAACCCAGAUGCUGGGUAUGCAGUACAGAUGUCAGUGGAAGAGAGUCUUACUGACACUCAGUUGGUUUCUUUUCAGUCAGCACUUUUAUACACAUCCAGCAAAGGUGAAAGAAGAAUUCGUGUUCAUACUUUGUGUUUGCCAGUAGUUUCAACUCUGAAUGAAGUCUUUCUUGGAGCUGAUGUUCAAGCAAUUUCAGGGUUAUUGGCCAAUAUGGCUGUUGACAGGUCCAUGACGGCCAGUCUGAGUGACGCUCGAGAUGCACUAGUGAAUGCUGUCAUCGACUCCCUCUCAGCUUACCGUUCUUCAGUCCUAAGUAACCAGCAGCCUGGACUCAUGGUUCCUUUUUCUUUGCGGCUUUUCCCACUUUUUGUGUUGGCUCUCCUUAAACAGAAAUCAUUCCAGACUGGGACAAAUGCACGUCUGGAUGAACGCAUUUUUGCUAUGUUUCAAGUGAAAAAUCAGCCCUUGGUUUACCUUAUGCUCACAACGCAUCCCAGUUUGUAUAGAGUUGACAAUCUGUCAGAUGAGGGUGCACUCAACAUCAAUGAUAGAACCAUACCCCAGCCCCCUGUUCUUCAGCUUUCAGUGGAGAAGCUGAGCAGAGAUGGAGCUUUCCUCAUGGACGCAGGCUCUGUACUGAUGCUUUGGGUUGGAAAAAAUUGUGCACAGAAUUUUCUCAGUCAAGUUCUAGGAGUUCAAAACUAUGCAUCGAUUCCACAGCCUAUGACAGACCUUCCAGAACUUGAUACACCAGAAUCAGCCAGAACAAUAGCUUUCAUCUCUUGGCUUAGAGAUCAGAGACCAUUUUUCCCAAUACUUUAUGUCAUAAGGGAUGAGAGUCCACUGAAAGCAAACUUCCUCCAAAACAUGGUAGAAGACAGAACGGAAUCUGCAUUAUCAUAUUAUGAAUUCCUUUUGCAUAUACAGCAGCAAGUGAAUAAAUGAAGAAAUUUGACUUAGUUAUUUCUAAGAAAUAUCAUGAUAAUGCAGAAUACCUAGGAAUGUGUAAUACCUUCCUUUUCUAUUAAGUUGGACUUAAUGUGAUUAAAAUGUUCUCACUGUGAUUUCAACAAACUAUAGCAAAUAAAGAACCACAGCAGAGAAUCUACCAUGCAACUCUGAAAUACUGUAUUUUUCAAAUCAACAUAUUAUCUACAUAUGACUGAUACCUUUUUUCCUUUGCUGCCAAUUAUGUUUGAGUUAUUAUGGAUUAAAAUAAGAUAAAACAAUAUUGCAGAGGCAAAGUACAUUUUGUAAAAUAAAGAAUUCUGUGUUC